Scleropages formosus (Asian bonytongue) is the source of this 4158-nucleotide messenger RNA. RefSeq names its product vasohibin 2 (gene vash2). The record is from RefSeq and is a predicted model, not a curated record. Bases 669 to 1784 code for a protein of 371 amino acids. The transcript is spliced from 7 exons. NCBI's taxonomy places the organism in Eukaryota, Metazoa, Chordata, Actinopteri, Osteoglossiformes, Osteoglossidae. Gene Ontology annotation, biological process: regulation of angiogenesis. Gene Ontology annotation, cellular component: cytoplasm.
GAACACACGGGGUUACAGUGUUACCAUCGGACGGCUUUGCGACGCGUCUCCGCUUGCAGGCUGUCAGUGAGUGGCGGGCAGCGGGGACGCUUCUCGGAGACAGGAGCGUCGCACGGGGGUGGACGGAUGUCGGGGAGCUGCGGAACAAUGCGGGCGAAGUUGCAAUGCCUUCUCUAGUUGAGGGCUGGUCACUUGACGCCAACCUGCCCCCCCAACCCCCGGCGGGGGCAGAUACUACGAAAGGAGCACCCGGGGGGGUCUCUGCUGAGGGUCUUUGAUGAAGUGCUUGCAUCCGCGCACCGGUUUCUGCUGCGAGAUCAGGUUUUCUUUUUUAUUCCUUACCAUUCCGCGAAUGGCUCCUUUUAUAUGUCUUUUUAAAAUGUGCAGAUGAUCAUAAAAUAUCGGUGUCACACGAACAGGUGAUAUAUCUGUUAUGACGCUCGCUGCCUUCAGGUUUUACUACUAGAGACUCUUUUUAGCUUAGGUGUUUUAAUUUUGGGGUUAAAGCCAUCUCUCUGCGUUCCCCGUGUACCUGCUGCUGUGGAGGUGGAAAUAUGGGACUUUUUUGCGGGUCGGGAUGAGCACAGUGCGGAGUAGCUGAAGGAGGAGGGGGACGAGGAACCACUGGUUCAACCAGGGUGACCGGACUCGGUCCGGCAACACCCAUCAUGACCGGACCGAGCGCCUCCACCGCCACCUCAACGGCGGCCAGAACCGCCCGACACGGCCGCUCCAAGAGCACCAACGCGUACCCCAGCUCGGGUUCGAACGCCAGCCCCGCCCCCUCUGGCGGCCCCGCCCACCCCGCGAGCCCCAGCCACCCCGGCGAGGAAGAGGAGGAGAAGGACGGCGGCGCGCUCUUCUACGUCAACAGGAGCGGCUUCCCCAUCGAGAGCCUCACCUGGGAGCGCAUGUGGAGCCAUGUGGCUAAGGUGCACCCAGAUGGGCAGGAGAUGGUGGAAAAGAUCCGGAACGCCACCUACCUCCCCAGACCUCCCACGCCGGCCGUUCCCACCUAUAGACCUUCCAUGACCGUCCCCGACUGGCUGCAGGCCAUCCAGAACUACAUGAAGACUCUGCAAUACAAUCACACGGGAACGCAGUUCUUUGAAAUAAGGAAGACGAGACCGCUGAGCGGGUUAAUGGAGACGGCAAGAGAGAUGACCCGGGAAUCCCUUCCCAUCAAAUGCCUGGAAGCGGUCAUCCUUGGGAUCUACCUGACCAACGGGCUCGCCUCGGUCGAGCGCUUUCCCAUCAGCUUCAAGACCCAGUUCUCAGGGCACCACUUCCAUCACGUGGUGCUGGGCGUCUACUGCAACGGGCGUUACGGCACGUUGGGCAUGAGCCGGCGUGCUGACCUCAUGGGCAAGGCUCUGACCUUCCGCACACUCAGCGACCUCAUCUUCGACUUCGAGGAGUCCUACCGCCGAUACCAGCACGUCCUCAAAAAGGUCAAGAUUGGUCUGUACGUGCCACACGACCCACACGUCUUCCAGCCCAUUGAGUGGAAGCACUUGGUGCUCAACGCCUGCCGGUUGGCCCGUGAGGACAUGCGCAAGGAGCUGGAGAAGCACGCCCGUGACAUGAGGAUGAAGAUUCUCAAGUCCUCGAGCGCCCAGUCGCCCAUUAAAGAGCGCGCACGCGGGAAGUCGCUGUCCCCCCGCCGGCGGCAGAGCAGCCCACAGAGACGCCACGUCCACAGGAGAGACAAAUCGCCUGCGGCCCCGGACCGAAAACCGGCGGAGCUGAGCAUGCUGAACGAUGGCUACCAGAUCCGCAUCUGAGACUCCGCCCCCUGGAGAUCACUGGCCACGCCCCCUUGGUCCACAUCCAGAGUUCAUAUCCUGGUCAGCGCUCAUAUCUCAGCGAGAUCUAUGUUGUUUAACAUUUGACAGAUAUGAUUUGUAUUAUCUGUGUAUCUGGAUUUAUGUCCCAAGUAUCUACUUCAGGUUUCCAGUGAACAAUAUUUCAGCCUGGGGGGGGGUGGAUGUGUGGUCAGGGGGCAUCUUCACUUCAAAUCACUCUCCUUCAUUCAUUCCCUUGUGAGAUCUGAGCUCAUCAAUUCCCUUCACAUUGCCUUCCCUGCCAAAGCGGAGAACUCGAGAUGUUUCGGUGAAGCGUAGAUCCUCGGCACCCUUCGGAUUUAUUAGAAGAUGAGGUCAGACGUGUCAACGCCAACAGUAUUUCCCGCUGCAAAAAAAUUGUGAAUUUAACACGAGCCAGCAGAUGGUUCCCGGGAAACUCGGUGUAAGCAUAUCUGUCUGGUCUUCUGGUCUUCAGCAACCCUUCGCUGCAUGCAAAGGCCCCGUCGAGCCUAGAGAUGAUUCACUUGGAUGGGGCAGUGCUGAAAGGUUGUGAAGCCUUAAGAUAUGAGUAUGUUCAUCUGCUCAUGUGGAAGCAAUUUUUUUCUUCAUCAAGUAUGAGAUUUUUAGAGAAGCUCACAUCUAAGGAGGUGUGAAAAUAUGUAGCAUUAAGAACACAUAUUUUACAACAGCCAACUUUUGUUGUUCCUGUAAUGAAUUUUUAAGACUGUGGCUGACCUCUGUUGACCCCUGCAGGGUCAAACAUCUCUAGCCGGAAGAGCGGGAGAUGGCCCAUGUCGACCAUGUGGUCGGCUGCAGAUGAAGGAGCGUUUGAACACAAAGAGGGCUGCUAUCACGAGGCCUUAGUGAUCUCCACCCAUCCUGUAAGAUGGUGAAGGUGUUCCUCAUUUUUCCAGGGACCUCUGCUAAUGACGGGAAGCGAAUAAUCCAGAUGCCUCGUGGCUCUUCUGGAUUUAGCGGCGAUCACAUUCUCUGGAUCGGGCCAAAUCGACAAGCUCACUGGAAUGUGACGCACAUGUGCAAUGUCCCGCCGCAGAUUCCCACCCACGACCAGCAGCGAUUGGGCACCAACUUAGCGGUUUCGGUAUGUAGCACAAGACUUGUGGCUGGUGAACAAGCUAUGCAAGUCAAGCAGUCUCCUUUCGAACCAAUGACCCCUCCAGCCGCCGUGAUCCUCUCCUCUCGUGUGAUCGAUCUUCUUGUGUACGGGUUGCGUGCAAAUUGACAUCGAACGGCAAAGCCUAGCUGUAACGGAGCCCUCGGACGAGGGGAUAGUCAUCUAUUUUUAACGAGAUGUAUUUUACUGAAAAAUCAUGCGGUUGGCGCAUGGAUCUCGUUUCUUUUUUUUUUUUUUUUUUUGUGUUUAGGAUUUUUUAAAAAUAAGAAACAGAAGCGCCUCCGUUAGCUUUAAUAAAUCGCACAAAGCUGCGGUUUGAUCGAAAGCGGCUUUUGUGCUGCCGUUACCGUGAGCUCGGUCCGCGUUUCUGGAAAGCGAGGCUUAAUCUUUCUCGCCGUUUCGCAGUAGAGCGACCUUGGAUGUCUUUGUCGCGCAGGCUAAUGGGGACGGCUGUCACAUUUCCUUCUGAGCCGGUUUUAAGAGCGACGCUCUUAUUUUUUCCCUCCACCACAGUGUCAAUGGAGAAGCCGAUCGUGAUUUUGCCAUUCAGUAUUUGUUUUCGAUGGUCGGCGUAUUGGAGGGGAAACCUUCCCGUGGUCGAAUAUGUAUGUGACAUGGUGCAGUAUUUGCCACACAGUUUUAACUGUAUUCACAAAACAUUUUCGUGAUGUCCACGCAGAUCGAGCAACGUUUUAUACGGAACUACGAGUGGUGUCUGAUUGGUGGAACCAGGAGGGGGCGGGGUUACAGCGAAUGAGUUUUCCCUUUUUCUUUGCAUGAUGUGACCUCUUAUUAAAGUAUAACUUCAGUCUGUUUGCAGUAAAAUUCAGGCUUCAUCAAGUCUUAAGAUGGACAUCCACGAGGGGGGUGGGGGGGUCUUCGCACUGUUAGCCAAUUUCCCGGGGAUGUAAACGGGCAGUGGGCUUCUUCCUGAAUCUUUUCAGACUUCCUCCCCAUCCAAACUAAUUUGAAAGAGAGCUAUUCUGAGACAUUUGUCCUGAUCACAUGUUGAGGCAUCUGUAAGAAAUGGUUUUAAACCACUGUUACCACAAACUGAGCAAGAGUAGCAUCUGAAAAAAAUUUAUCCUUUGUUUUCUAUAUUGUGACUGAUGGAUUUUUAUAUGACUGUGGGGUUAGGGGUGGAGCUCUGUUACCAUGAUCUUACUAUUGUUUUUACCUACUGCAGCAUGUUUUAAUAAAGCAAAUUCAUUUUUUAAG